AUCUCUGACUCUCUUGACAUCAACUAUUCCAAUAUGCCCUCUCAAUCACGGGCUUUGAACGCGACUCAGCCCUCCCAGACCCCGACGCGAUAUGCGCCCUCCACACCUCAUGCAAUCCGCGCACUACAACAACGAAGCGGCGCAAAGACCCGCUCUAUACGCAGGAGAAGGGCAGUCAGCGACACCGUCCGACCCGAUUCAGCUAGGGGCAUCUUAAGACAAUUGGCUAAGAUUACUGCGCCUGUUACCAGGAAGAUAAUACCUACACCUGGAACUGUGCGGGGGAAAGAAAACAAAGUACCAAAGGUUGGAAGACCGGUCGAUGACGGACAGGAUGAAGGGCAAAGCGUCAAAAGACCACGAUUGGCUUUGGAUAUUGACGAAAGUCUGGAGAGCAUUGAGGCGCCUGAACUUAGGGAGGAGGAUGACGAGGACAGUGAGCUCCCGGCGGCUCCUACGCCUUCUAUCCUACCAGAGGACGACGACGGAGAAAGCGAGCUACAACAUCAGAAUCCAACGUUCACAUUCAGGUCAAUUGAUUACAGGAGCCAGGCGCAUUCACCUGAUGACAGCCGCCGCAUGUCAAGACGUUCCUUUCCUGCAUCAGACCCUGUCGGACAGGCCAGCUUUAAUGGCGGAGACGAGGAAUCAACAUUCCUGUCCGAGAGAGGCAGAAGGGCCGAAACAGUUGACCCAACAGAAAAUCUAUCGCGAUACGACUUUGGGGUCCUCGACAUGGAGGGGUUUCAUUCUGAGCUCGAGAUCAGAAGAGAGUCGCAUUAUCAGGGUCUGCCCGAGAGUCCGGAGAAAAUUGGACACGAUCUGGCGGAGCUCGAUCCAAACUAUACACCUCUUAGGGAUGGUGGAGGGGAGACUGAGGUCUUGAGGGACCUCCAACAUCUUCAGAGAUCUCCCUCCUCAGCACCGCCUGACGAGAGCAAUUUGCAUAUCCCAACAUUGGAUGACUCGAACUUCCAAUUGCCUAUCCCUGAUGUGGAAACAGCUUCAAAAUAUGCACAACAUGCUCAAGAAGCAAGGCUCGUCGAAGUAUCACCAUCAAUGGAAGAUCGACAUUCACGACAAGAAGCCCGGGAGUCAGCAGAAGAGUCUGAAGAUGGACAACCGUCCGAACAAGGCUCUGUUGGGGAAGAGGCACCGCGACCAGCACCUCAGCAGCCCCGUCGGAAGAAACUAAAGUUGACCCGCCAUGGCGAACUGGUACCCUCCUUGCCCUCAAGCCUCAUUAGACGGGUAGCCAUCGAAGCUCAAACCCGCCUCGGCAAUCGUCGACCUAAACUCGGAAGGGACCACAUGCAAGCCCUCGAACAGGCGACCGAGUGGUAUUUCGAGCAAAUUGGCGAAGACCUGGAAGUUUACUCUACCCACGCGCGGCGGAAACGCAUCGAUCAGAGCGACGUCCUAAUGUUGAUGCGUCGGCAGCGGUUGCUUCAGAAUGAUGGGGAGCUUCUGAAAGCUGCGAAAGAGUUGCUUCCCCAGGAGAUUGCGGCUGGCUUGGAUCCCAAUGAGUUGUCGGAUCAGUGAUCAUCGUUGGACAUUUUACCAGUUGGUGACAUGGCGAACCCGUCGAGCUCUGUCGAUCGGUUUCUUCUUCAGCAGCAGCCACAUCAUGAACGUUGUGGCGGCGGAUAAUGAGUACCUGAUGGAUUAAUGAGAUACGAUAUGUUGCAAGCCAAGCGCAGACACUCACCAUGUAAAGAUAUACUGCAAAUGAUUGUUCCUCAGAUUGACUUCUGGUGCUCUCCCGAUGGGAAUCCCUCUGGCCUCUCGAGAGUAACUAAC
Cladophialophora immunda is the source of this 1800-nucleotide messenger RNA. RefSeq lists its product as uncharacterized. Gene Ontology annotation, molecular function: protein heterodimerization activity; DNA binding. Lineage: Eukaryota; Fungi; Ascomycota; Eurotiomycetes; Chaetothyriales; Herpotrichiellaceae. Gene Ontology annotation, cellular component: kinetochore. The record is from RefSeq and is a predicted model, not a curated record. Gene Ontology annotation, biological process: mitotic cell cycle; kinetochore assembly; chromosome segregation. The coding region runs from base 34 to 1542 and encodes 502 amino acids. The transcript has a single exon.